AUCGUCGACGACUGGUACCACAUGGUGCACGCGUCGGUGGUGAAGAGGUCUACGGAGCCACACCUGGGUGUACACGAAAGGCUGAUACGAGACCGCAGGGUGCGCCGGGCCGAGCAACAGCGGGUCAAAUCACGAACGAAACGAGAUCUGAUCAAACGCGGUCCGUCCAAUCUCCACACGAUUCUGAAUGACGAGAGGUGGUCACAGAUGUGGUACUUGAAUAGGGGGAACGGAUUGGAUAUGAACGUGCAGGAAGCUUGGGCCGAAGGAAUUACGGGGAAUGGAAUCGUGGUCACGAUUCUUGACGAUGGAUUGGAAAAAGAUCAUCCGGAUCUCUAUAAAAAUUACGACCCGCAAGCCAGUUACGACGUGAACAAUCACGACGAGGAUCCUAUGCCGAGAUACGAUCUUCUGGACAGUAAUCGACACGGCACCAGAUGCGCCGGUGAAGUGGCAGCCACUGCUAAUAAUUCCAUCUGUGCAGUCGGCGUCGCCUUCGGAGCUGGCAUCGGGGGGGUCAGGAUGUUAGACGGAGACGUGACAGACGCUGUUGAAGCCCGAUCUCUGAGUUUAAAUCCUCAGCACAUCGACAUUUACAGUGCCUCCUGGGGCCCGGACGAUGAUGGGAAAACAGUGGACGGCCCCGGUGAACUCGCCACCAGAGCUUUCAUCGAAGGAAUCACGAAGGGUCGGAACAGCAAGGGAUCGAUCUUCGUUUGGGCGUCGGGGAACGGCGGCAAGGACCACGACAACUGCAACUGCGACGGCUACACAAACAGCAUCUGGACCUUGUCUAUCAGCAGCGCGACGGAGAACGGACAGGUGCCUUGGUACAGCGAGGCCUGCUCCUCGACCCUGGCCACUACCUACAGUUCAGGUUCAGCGGGGGAGAAACAAGUGGUGACCACCGACUUGCAUAACCAUUGCACCAGCAGUCACACCGGGACAUCGGCAUCGGCGCCUUUGGCAGCCGGCAUCUGCGCCCUUGCCCUCGAGGCCAACAAAGAGCUCACUUGGAGGGACAUGCAGCAUAUUGUCGUCAGGACCGCGAAACCUGCGAACCUGACAGCUCCGGACUGGGUCACGAACGGUGUUGGCAGAAACGUGAGCCAUAGUUUCGGUUAUGGGUUGAUGGACGCCGCAGCCAUGGUGCGUUUAGCGAGAAGAUGGCGGACCGUGCCGGAACAACAUAAAUGCGAAGUCUCGGCGCCUCAUAUGGGCAGGCCAAUACCACCAAAGAGCCAGUUAGUUCUGGAAUUGAACGUCAAGGAGUGUAGCGGUGUUAAUUUUCUCGAGCACGUGCAGGCGAAGGUAUCUCUGAUGGCUACCAGAAGAGGGGAUCUCCAGAUACAGCUAACGUCUCCACAAGGGACGAAGAGCACCCUGCUCGCGAAAAGGCCACACGACAUCUCGAAAGCCGGUUUCAAUCAAUGGCCAUUUAUGUCGGUUCACACUUGGGGUGAGAGGCCGCACGGCACGUGGAAACUUGAAAUCCACAAUGAGGGUCGAUAUCAAGGCCGCGCGACCCUCCACGAGUGGGCGAUCAUCUUCUACGGAACGUCAACGCUACCCGAUCGGACAGAAUACGCUUUAUACAGCCCGGCCAGCAUGAAUAUUCCCAGAAGACCGUUCGUGAAGCCCCGGGAGACAGUGUUCUCGAAGUCACAGAACUCACUGACAGGCUCGAAGAGCAAGCAGGCUCAGCACAAGUCGGAGAAGUCCGGUAACCUGAGUCCGCCUUACGUGGUAAACGCGCAAACGCAGACCCAGAGGAAGAGCAAGGCCCGAGGACAGCAUAAGAACGGUAAAUCGGCGAACAGGCCGACGCCCAAGCCGACGGUUCAGACUCUGAGAGGACUGACGGCGGCCAGGGGGCCUAACAUCGCUGGAGAGGUUCGCCUGAUCACGUCGAGACCUCGAGGAAGGAGCACGCCGAGUCCGAUCACCAGCACGGUCACCCAGACCAGGCCUACCAUCACCGUCCCGACCACCAGGAUCACCAGCAGACAAAGAAUCGUCGACAUAGUGACCGCCUCGUCUCUUCAGAGGGGCUUAAUCCUCCUGGAACCGCCUGCGAAGCCCAUGAUCGAGAACGUGCCAGAGAUCUUCCAACAAUACCCGAAGAUCCAAAAGCUCUACCCAAUCUACCCUGUCUAUCCCGGUGUCCGGGGAACUGGACAGCACGCGACCAGGGCCAAGGGGCUCGAUCUGCUGCAGGACGAACAGAUGUUCGAUUCGAAGAACCUCGACAAGGACAACCUCGACCAAUUCAAGCUAGUGUUCUACGGAACGGAAACGUCGCUAGAGUUGGACGACGAGCUGGACAGGGACAAGCCGGUGCCAUCGGUGAACCGAGUGGAGGAGAUCCCGGACAAUUCGGCGAUCGGCGCGAGGCACAACGCGGUGGAUACCGAGGGCGAUCCAUGGAUGGACAGCCAGCAGGUGGAGCGCGUGUCGCAUCCUGAGGUACAAAGACCAACGACGGAGAACCAGACAAGCGGCUGCAGUUCGGUGGACCCUGGAAAUGGCAGGUGCCUAGGUGGGUGCCUCAUUCUACUCCUUCUAGCCUACUUGACCUGUGAGACCAGCUGGGGGAGCCUGGUGUCCAGCUGGCGGGAGCCGACGAGUGUCCAUAGCCGUGGGGACCUCGUCGAGGUCUCCCCGGGUCCAGGCUGGACGUCGUUGAGCGAAAGAAGCUCGACCAAGGUGUCCGAUACGAGCUCGGCGCUCGACAGGUCGUCGGGUGCUCCCCGGUGCUCAUGAUGACAUCCCUGGACGAUCGAUACCUUGGUCUCUCGGAGCACGGUCUAGCCGUGCUCGUCGAGAGAUACCUCCCAUGCCAGGUGUCGACGCGUUCGUUCAAACUUUGUGUGUUGUGAUCCCCCAAGAAGCGAAGCGAAGCGAGCCGCCUUCUCAUCGACGUAUUUCCUCGAUUAUCGCUGGAGAACGGACUCCGAGGAUGUGCCGAGCAUCGAGCUUAAGACAGACACGAAAUGACGAAAACCAAACGGGAAAUUGUCCUAUGGGCUGAUCUGAGAUAGAUAGAUAGA
Megalopta genalis is the source of this 3050-nucleotide messenger RNA. RefSeq names its product furin-like protease 1. Gene Ontology annotation, biological process: peptide hormone processing. Gene Ontology annotation, molecular function: serine-type endopeptidase activity. NCBI's taxonomy places the organism in Eukaryota, Metazoa, Arthropoda, Insecta, Hymenoptera, Halictidae. The record is from RefSeq and is a predicted model, not a curated record. Gene Ontology annotation, cellular component: Golgi membrane; trans-Golgi network.